Molecule: messenger RNA, 3390 nt
Organism: Dromiciops gliroides (monito del monte)
Lineage: Eukaryota; Metazoa; Chordata; Mammalia; Microbiotheria; Microbiotheriidae
Exons: 28
Coding region: 12-3320 (1102 amino acids)
Biological process (GO): cell-matrix adhesion
Cellular component (GO): cell surface
Source: RefSeq, a predicted model, not a curated record
GAACAGCUCAGAUGGCCUCUCAGCGAGCGAUGGGCUCCCUCCUCUGUGGCCCAGGGAUCUUCCUCGUCUUCCUGGCAAUGGGCUGCAUGGCAAUUCCAGGGACCCAUUUGUGUACCACGGGAUCCAUUGAUGAAGCCACUAUCUGUGCCUCAGAGCAGAGCAUCAGUGAGGAGGCAGUCAGGGCAGCAUCCAGUGGGGACCAUUCCAACUGUCAGUUGACCUUGGCCCAGUAUGCCUGCAUCCCGAGGUCAUGGCUGCAGGUCUGGAAGGAAGAUUUUCUGACAUCCCUAUAUCCUUGCCUUGUGGACAGUGGCCCUCCCAGUGCCCUGGACCCUGCAUACUCUACCCUGCUCUUCUCCAAAAUUGACCUCCCUGUUCUUGAGGCUGCACUGGAGAAGUUUUCCCAGGAGUUCUCUGAAACGGUACUCUCAGACCAGUGGGCAGGGGUGUUGUUUAAUGGCCUGUGGGAAAGGCUGGGACCAACAUUCCAGGCCAGGGAAGCCCAGGCCACGUGGUCCCAGUGGCUGUCCCGCCUCCAGCCCUUCCUUCUGCACCUUGAAGCCUUUGACUGCCUGGCUGCCCAGAACACAUCCUGUGAGACUUUCCACAACCUCAUCUCAGCCCUGAACAACAUCUACUCAAGCCUCGAAGCAGAGAAACAGAGGAAGAUUUUUGAAGGCAUAGAAGCCUUCCUCCUGCAAGAGGACUCUGGGACCCACUGCCAGGAUGAGGCUGUGCGGGGCCUAAACUCAUCAUCCUGGUUGGCCAAUUACCUGGGUUUCUUCCUGGAAUGUGCCACUGAGGAGGAGCUCAAGAGAUUGGUGGAUGAAUCCAAGCUCCAGAUGUUAGCGAGAGAUCCUACCGCCCUCCACCUGGUCAGCCAGCUGCACCUGAUGCCCAACCUAGCCAACUUUUAUGCAACCCUACUCACGUCCCCACCUAGCCUUGACCUCUCCAGUAUCCCAGACACCCUCAUCUGUCACCUUAGUCCAGAGGCCUUGAGAAACACAGAGAUCGAGGAGGCCCUGGCCCUGGCCCAGAGACUCAAUGAGGUUUGCUUUGACCCACCUUCCCAGAUUGAUGGAAACAAGUCAGCUCCUGAACCCCCAUCUUGGGAAGCCAUACAGGUGGCAUCUGGGCUACUGAGCAGCUUUGGAAACUUUUCACCGGCCGUGUUGCAUAGACUGGGUCAAGCAGCCGUGGGGCUGUCAGUGCCACAGAUUGAGGGACAGAUCAGUGGCCAGGACUUGGUGGCUGCUUUGCCCACCCUAGCCCAGGUGAGGGGCUGGAGCCGUGGACAGGCUCGUGCCCUCACCCACAAGCUCUUGGACUCUGGCUAUGAGAUCUUGGAUGCCCAGAGUCUGGUAGCCCUGGGAAGCCUGGUGGGCGGCCUCAGCAGUGCUAGGCUCCAGAGCUUGGCCCCAGAUGUAGUCUUGGAAGCUGUGAAGGAGCCAGAAUUUGCUCAGCAUCUUACCCACAUCCAAGCCAUACUGAAAACUACAUUUGUGGAACAGCUGGCCUUGGCUGUCCCGAGCCCCAUUGCCCUUGUGCAGGCUGUGCCAGACUCACUCACCGAUGCCAUCCCCAGUGCAAUGCUGGCCUUCAACCCUGAUGACCAGCCCAGAUUUGAUGACCUCAACAGCCGAAGAUGGACUCCAGUACAGGCAGCCAUGUUUUUCGAUGAAGUGGUAAAGAACGUGUCUGACUUUAAUAGACUCUCUCCUUAUAUUUUACAUGGCUUCACAUGUGCAUCAGCCUUUAGCUUGGAUGUGGAGCAAGUCCAACAUCUGGCCAAGGUCAUGGAAAGGAAGAAGGUCAUGCUUGGGGCAGAGCAGUUGAGCUGUUUGGCCGAGAGAGUCACUGAGGAUGGCAUUCUCGAGGACUUGGACGACUACCCCAGGGAGAUGUUGCUGUUUCUAAGCCCUUCUGCCUAUACAAGGACUGGAGGCUGCAGAAAUUUCUUCAUUCGGGUGGGAGAGUCCAACCUGGAUGUUCUUCAGAAGGAUUCGCCCCUGAGAUCAAGACUACUCUCGGAGGCCCUGACUUGUCUGGGCAUUUCGGAUACACGAGUCAGCGAGGAGGACAUUCAAACCCUGGGCCGGCUGGCCUGUGACCUGGCGGGACGUUAUAUCAACAAUUCUGCAGAGGUGCUACUGCCUCGGCUGGAGCAUUGUGGUGGCCCCUUUAGCCCUGACCAGAAGGAGGCCUCCAGCAUGGCCCUACGUUCCGAAGAUUCUCCCUAUGGCCCCCCCUCCAGAUGGUCAGUAUCUACCCUGAAUGCCCUUAGGGGCCUGCUGCCGGUUUUUGACAGGCACAUUGUCCAGAACAUCCCCCAGAGUGUUGUGACCUCCUGGCUGAAACGUGCCCUCCCAGACCCCUCCUGGCCCCGGCAGAAUCUGAGAGCCUUCAUCCAAAACCUCCAGUCUUCCCGAUAUAGGAGGGCUGCCGCUCAGUGCCCAGAAAAAGAGAUCACAGAGAUAAAUGAUGACCUGGUGUUCAUGGAUGAGGAGCAGGUGAAGAGCUGUUUGAAUGCAUCUCUGCUGGCAGCCAACCUGGACAAACUAAAGGCCAUCCCCUUCACCUAUGACCAGGAAAUGAUCUUCAAGGCUAAACUGGAUGAGCUCUACCCAAAUGGGUACCCUGAGUUUGUGAUGAAUAACCUGGGCAGCCUCUUUAAACAUGUUACCCCUGAAGAAGUCAGGAAGUGGAAUGUGACCUCUGUGGAGACUCUGGAUGCCCUGCUCAAAGCCAGCUCUGAAAAUGAUGAUUUGGAUCUGGCAGUGAUUAACCGCUACAUCCAAGGUGGCGGGCCCCUCAAUGUCACCGCCCUGAAUGCCAUUGGUUCCAAAUACCUCUGCCGUCUGACCGAAGAGCAGCUCAGUACCAUAGAGCCAUCCGCCCUCAGAAUGGCCAAUCCCCUGAACCCAUCUGCCUGCUCCCAGUCACAACAGAAAAUCCUCUAUCCAAAGGCCAAAGCUGCCUUCCAAGGGAUACCAGAUGCAGAAUACUACAUGCGAAUCCGACCUUAUCUGGGUGGAGCCUCCACAGAAGAUCUUAAAGAACUCAGCCAAAAGAAUGUUAACAUGGACAUGAAAACAUUUAAGAAACUACAAGAAGCCACCAUCUUGCCAUUGACCCCAGAGGAGGUACGUGGACUCCUGGGACGAAACCUCAAGGAACUGAAGGCCGAAGAGAAAAACCCUCCAGUCCGAGGAUGGAUCCUUAAGCAGCGUCAGGAGAGCCUGGAUGCCUUGGGCAUUGGGCUCACCGGGGGGAUCCCCAAUGGCUAUUUCAUCAUCAGCCUCAGGAACAAAAAUUAGACAACAGCCUUCCUUUUGGGAAGGGGCCUGCAUAGGGCUUUGGCCUGCUUUCAUUCCAGGAAAUUAUAAA